AAGGGAAGGAGGGAGGGAGGCCGGCAAGGAGGGUGGGAGGGAGGGAGGCCGGCCGGGGAAGGCGGGCCGUGCUGGGCGGAGCGGCCCGGCCUCCUCCACCUCCCUCUUCCUCCGCGAUUGGCCCGGCCCGCCCCUCUCCCCGGCACCCCGGCCUCCUCCCUCCGCGGCUAAAGCGGGCAGUAGGUGAGGGGAAGGCGGCCAGACGGGAGCAUGCCCGCUGCUCCGCACCACCACCGCCACCACCGUCGCCAGCCUCUACCGCUGCCACCACCUCCGCCACCUCGCCGAGCCUCCCUGCCCGGCCUCCAGCGCGGCUCCCGGCUCCCGGCGCCGCGCUGGGCUCUGCGUUAAGCGGCGGAGGCUGCGAUGCGCAAACCACCGCAGCCUCCCCUCGCCGCGCAGCCUCCCGCCGCCUGACGACGCGGCCCCGGGCCUCCCUGCGCCCCCCGCGGAGGGAGGUAAUCUGGCUUCUCAGAAACCUCCUGCUAAAUGCAAGGGUUUGCUGUCCUGUUUACUGACUGUUACACCUGAGGCUGAUUUUAAUACAGAUUCUGGAUAUCAUAGGGCUCACAGAAUCGCUGAGGUUGGAAGGCACCUCUGGAGAUCGUGCAGACCGACCCCUGCUCGGAGCUGGCUGCCCUCAGCACUCCAUGUUGCCUGAUGCUUGGACUGUAUAGUUAGGAAAAUCCAGAAUUCAGCAUUCUUGAUGGGGAGAGCACUGCUGAAGGUUAAGAAAACAACACACCUAAGUUAUUUAAUAUGUUGAAAUUCUGUUGUGUACACACUCAUCCUCCUGCUGAGUUUAAUGGAAAUGUGUGUGUAUUCCUCUGACCUAGGACACCAUUUAGUCACUGUCUUUGCGUUCUUAUAAAUGUAAAGUGUCUUGAUUGUAAUAGAACUAUUUAUUUUGCCUCUUUUUUUUUUUUCCCUUUCAUCACUGAUUCCCUUUUCUACCCUGAAGAGAAUUAAAUUUCCUACCUGUGAACUCAACUGCUGUUGCAGCAAGUUGAAAGACAGGAUGCUAAAUGCGUUUGUUGGUACUUAUUGAGAAUGUCUACAUUGUAGUCACAGAAGUAAUUGCAGUUUCAUGCAAAUAUACUCAAUCUAGCUUGGUAUAUGCAAAUACACCAAAUCAGCUAGUUCAAGCACCAAUAAUGAUCUAGCCACACUCUGAUGGGGUUUGUAAUAAGCUAGCGUACCCUGCUGCUGCUCAGGCUAAUUUACGGUGCUUGUAUAUACAUUGCAACCAUAUGACCAUGCCCUUUACUGCUGCAUGAUGUGCUUGUGGGUGGUUUUUUUAAUUAUUUAUCAUUUUUUCCUAGGAAAAAGUCUUUCUCGCACUUUGCAUUUCAAAAGCCCUUUCUUUGAGGAACUUGCUGUUGGAUCAGAUAGGACUAAGGUUAAGUGGUGACCACAUUUUCUCAGGAACAUAGAUGCUGCUGGCAUGGAUCUCAUCACUGUCCCAGUGCAGGCGUUCUUUGGCAGAAAACAUCUUUCAAGAGAGCAGUGUCCUUUAUUUUUAUCUGAUUUUGCUUAAGUCGAAAGCUCGUAUACUGUGGGAAGUCUGGGAAUUCAUAGCCACUUUUUUUUUUGAGUCAUAACCACAGCAAUGCAGUGGUGUUGUGUGAAGGAAAUGAGAAAAAUGGAUAACCAGAUCGGAAUGAUCCAGGAAUUUAACUCCAUGGGAAUGCUGACUUGGACUGGAGGUGAUGUUUGGUUUUACACAUACAGCACAAGAAUGUGCUUUGAGCGGCCCAAUAGCCGUGUGCUGGGGAAGUGGUUUCUGUAUGCCUUAGUAAAGAAAAUGCCACAAGAAGCAUGGCAGUUCAUGGUUCUUAAAAACUGCUUAGUGUGCAGGACUUGACAACUUUGAAGAAUUAUAUACUUCUUUUUAUACCACACGACCCACUUUACAUGCAAGGACUUGCAUCCACGGUUCCAAUUAACGUUACUCUUGUAAGUAAAUGUCCAGCGUUACCUCUUUUGUCUUGUGCAAAAAUCCCAGCUCACAUGUGGUGAAUUGUUUUGGCAGUGGCCUUUCCAUUACCAGUGGGGGAGGAUCGUGAAAAGCUACUGUCUAGACCUACUUGCAGAACUAUUAUGGCGAAAAGAAUAAUCUUACAGGAGAAGUUCCUAUUUCCAGGACCUAUUUGUACAUUCUGACUCCUCUCCGUAUAAUAGGAUUACACAUUUCUUAUCACAACUGCAAACUGGAUGUGUGCCAGCCAUAAACUGUGCACAGUGUAACAAUAUGAUUGCAGGCAAUCUUUUUCCCUGCCUUCCUCUUUCUCUCCAUUCCUUCUUAUUCUAGGUUAAGGGGAAAAAAAAAUAUAUUAGUGUGGGAUGAAUCAUAGAGCAUCGCUUAAAACAUUACUAUAGCCUGGCAUAUAGAAGCAAAACCACUUGACCAAUGGGAACUAAUUACAGACAAGAAGUGUGCCUUAGGAGAAAAAGAUAUUGAUGUUUGAAGUGUUUCUUUAAUGCAUAUGUUUGAAUUUGGGGGUAGAAUUAAGAUUCUGUUGCUUUGAGGGAAUCUUCAUCUAUUCAUAUGGUAAAUGUGGGAUUGAUGCCUAUAGCUGAAUGAUUAUGGACAGACACACAUUGCAUUGCUGUUUUAUUUAACAUAUGAGUUUGAUUUACAUAGCACUAUUGCAGUAAUUCUGUCUGCAGUGUGCUGGACUGCAAUAUAUUAAACAGGUAAAAUAAUUUUGGUCUGAGGUAACUUAAAGCUAAAUAAAUGCUGGAGAGGGAGAUCUGAGCAUGUGCUGGUUAUCUUUAAAUAGGUUAAAUAAAGGAGAAAAAAAAAACACCAACACCCCCACCCUCAAAAACAGACCAACAAACAAAUGUAAUAUACAUGAUCACAAGUGGAAUUCUUUUAUGGUCUUACGGUUAAAUGUUUAUCUAGCUAUCUGCAGGGAAAUGUGUAUUUUCUUGGAGUCUGGCCAGGUGUCAGUGGUGUUUGGCAAGGAGAAGGCAACCCAGAUUGCCCUCCCUCAGCAUCCAUACCAAGCGCAUUCGCUACAGCUAUUUCGGGAUUUUUAAACUUCAGUCUGGGAAAGUGCAAUACGUCUGCUGGGAUGAGCUGCAAGCAGUCGUUGCGGCGGCUCAGCCUCUGUUGAACAUGGGCUGAAUUGUGAACAAACGUGGCAACGUCAGUGGCAUUUGGAAUCUGCUCUAUGUCUCGGCUGCAAAAAUAAGAAUGUCUGUGUCACUUCUGAAAUACCUUCUCGCAGUGUAGAGGUGAGGCAGUCAUCUUUUUCUUGCUGUUUGGAUUAGCUCACAAACUACAGGUGGAAGAAGAAUAGUUUUAAGUGGGUUUGUUCCUCAGUUCCAGUUUUGGAAAGACAAAGCUUUGAAGAUGAUUGCUGGAUUACCUCAGCUGUGAGAUCUUGUUUGUCCUGGAUCCCUCCUUCAAUGCAUCGUUGCCUCCCUGAAACAAAUGUGAAGGCACGCUCUCGAGUUCCCUUUGAGAAGCAGCCGCCCUCCACCGAGAUGUCACGGCACCACAGCCGGUUUGAAAGAGAUUAUCGGGCCGGGUGGGAUCGCCGGGACUGGAGCUCCAACGGCAACCACGUCGGCAGCACCAACUGCAGCAGCGCCGCCAGCACCACCAGCACCAACCGCCCCGGGCUGCUGCCCCUGCCCAUCGUCCCCUCCCGGCUCCCCACCCCGGCCACCGCCGCCUGCACCACCGGCAACAGCGACGUGAUCACGAGCCUGGUGGCCAACUCGUCUCCAGCUUCGACGACCAAAUGUCGUGCGCUGAUGUCCCUGGUGUCCUGGAGCAGCAAGUGUCGCAGCCGGGACCUCGGUUCGAUACCUCAGCUCCGUUCCCUGAUGUUCUCGCUGAGAAACGAAGGCAGCUGGGCACCUUGCAUUUCCAAGACUGAAAAUCAGCCUCAAGGACUUGCAACCAGCGUUAGGUGGGGACAGACACCCAUCAAUCAGUCUACACCCUGGGACACUGAUGAGCCACCCUCUAAACAGAUGAGGGAGAAUGAAAACCCAGGUGCAGCUCCCUGGGUCACCACGGUGGCGGCCGGCAGCCAGCCCGCCCUCAUCACCCACUCCUACGGGAUGACGCAGCCGCCCACCUUCAGCCCAGCCGCCAACGUCCAGGCCCCUGUCAUCGGCGUCACGCCUUCCCUCCCUCCGCACGUCACCCCCCAGCUCCCGCUGAUGCCGGCUCACUACCAGCUCCAGCCGCAGCCCUCCCAGCCCCUCAGCAACAUGGUGGUCAACCUCCAGAGCCAGCCCUUGUACACCAACAGCCAGCCCCUCAGCAUGUCCUCCAUGAGCGGCGUGGGCCCAGUGGCCCACCCGGGCCCCGGGGCGGUGGGCAAUGGCCACCUGGCUUGUCCCAUGCUGCCGCCGCCGCCGCCAGCCCUGCCCUCGGCCGCUCUGCCCAGCAGCGCGCCCACUACCAACGGGCAGGCGGCCGCCCCGCUGCCCCCCAACACGGCGGGGGGCCCGGACAACACCAACAGGGUGCAGAUGCUGCGGACAAUCGGCGUGGGGAAGUACGAGUUCACGGACCCCUGGCACCCCAAAGAAAUGUUGAAGGAGUUGAACCAGCAACGCAGAGCGAAAGAGUUUACAGACCUGAAAAUUAUUGUUGAAGGCAAAGAGUUUGAAGUCCACCAAAAUGUUCUAGCUUCCUGCAGCUUGUAUUUCAAGGACCUGAUUAAAAGGUCACCACGAGACAGUAGCAGAAGUGGGGAGAAGCUGGAAUUGGCCAUGUCCAACCUCACUGCGGAUGUCCUGGAAUUACUCCUGGAGUUUGUUUACACAGGUUCUUUGAUCAUAGAUUCAGCCAAUGCAAAAACCCUUCUGGAAGCUGCCAGCAAGUUCCAGUUUCAUACUUUCUGUAAAGUCUGCGUUUCAUUUCUAGAGAAACAGCUGACUGCUAGCAACUGUUUAGGAAUAUUAGCCAUGGCUGAAGCCAUGCAGUGCACUGAACUAUACAACAUGGCCAAAGCAUACGCCCUGCAGAUUUUCCCAGAGGUGGCAAACCAAGAAGAGAUCCUUAAUAUCUCAAAAGACGACUUCAUUUCCUACAUGUCCAACGACAGCUUGAACACCAAAGCAGAGGAGCUGGUGUAUGAAACAGUGAUAAAGUGGAUUAAGAAGGACGCUGCAAUCAGAGCUCAGUACGCCGCGGAGCUGCUGGCAGUGGUGCGCCUCCCCUUCAUCCAUCCCAGCUAUCUGCUAAACGUUGUUGACAACGAGGAGUUGAUAAAGUCUUCAGAGGCCUGCCGGGAUCUGGUGAACGAAGCCAAGCGUUAUCACAUGUUGCCGCACGCCCGACAGGAGAUGCAGACGCCGAGGACCCGGCCCAGGCUCUCUGCAGGUGUAGCUGAGGUGAUAGUCUUAGUUGGGGGUCGUCAGAUGAUUGGCAUGAAUCAACGUGCUUUAACAGCAGUCACUUGCUUAAAUCCUCAAAACAACAAGUGGUACCCCUUGGCCAGCCUCCCCUUCUAUGAUCGAGAGUUUUUCAGUGUGGUCAGCGCUGGAGACAACAUUUAUCUCUCAGGCGGCAUGGAGUCGGGUGUCACACUCGCCGAUGUCUGGUGUUACAUGUCCUUGCUCGAUAACUGGAACCUCGUGUCCCGAAUGACAGUCCCCAGGUGUCGACAUAACAGUCUGGUGUACGAUGGGAAAAUAUAUACCAUUGGAGGGGUCGGCGUGGCAGGCAACGUUGACCAUGUGGAAAGGUACGAUACAAUCACCAACCAGUGGGAGACCAUUGCUCCUCUGCCCAAGGCCGUGCAUUCAGCCGCUGCUACCGUUUGCGGUGGGAAGAUCUACGUCUUCGGUGGGGUGAAUGAAGCCGGACGGGCUGCUGGGGUCUUACAGUCCUACAUCCCCCAGACUAAUUCGUGGAGUUUUAUAGAAUCUCCAAUGAUUGAUAACAAAUAUGCUCCUGCAGUCACUCUCAAUGGGUUCAUCUUUAUUCUUGGAGGAGCUUAUGCACGGGCAACCACCAUCUAUGACCCAGAGAAAGGCAAUAUUAAAGCAGGUCCCAACAUGAACCACUCCAGGCAGUUCUGCAGUGCUGUGGUUCUUGACGGAAAAAUUUACGCCACCGGUGGCAUUGUUAGCAGCGAAGGACCUGCCCUGGGCAACAUGGAAGCCUACGACCCUAAAACGAAUACCUGGACACUUCUACCAAAUAUGCCAUGCCCUGUUUUUCGACAUGGCUGCGUAGUAAUCAAGAAGUACAUUCAGAGCGGCUGAUGCAACCAAGGAGUUGGACAGAGAACUGUUUGUACCUGUUAAGAGCAGGCAAGGAGAACACUACUACUAAUCACAAAAGCAGCAAAGACAGCCAGCCAGUGAACACAUUGCUCUAAAGUCUUGAAUAGUGUCUACAUUGAAUGUAGAAAAAUCAUCCUCACCUUUUGGUGAACGAGGAGCAGAGAGCUCCGUGCUAUGUAAGAUAUUGUAACAAUAAUACAAGUGUGUCACUAGAUGUUAUAGUGGCACUUGUUCUGGACGUCGGCUUUUGGUCAACCCAGGUGCAAUAGAAUUUCACAUAUUUUUUAAGCUGGGGAAGAGAGGAAAAAAAAAAUCUGCAUUUUACUUCUAGAGCUCAAGCUUGAUUCUUAAAAUAACCGUGCAGAUUAGUUUUACUAUUACACUUUAGGCAUCAAUCUAUUUGAAAGGUCAAAGUGUCCUUACCACUUUGAUUCCUACAUUUGUUUUUAACAAAUACACACUUUUCAAUACCAAUGACUGAGAGAAAUCUUGUGUGACAGAUGGCUUACAUUGAUGUCAGUCUUCCAUCAGAUCAAAUGAAUAUUUCAGUUCUCUAGAGCAGAGCCCAGAAGGGGGGAAGAAGCGGGGGCUGGGGAGAAGAGGAGCCAUUGGUAACACAAUUCCAUGUAAUAUGAGGAAAAAAAAAAAAAAAAAGGUCUGUUGGGCUGUAUGAAUUUCUGCUCCUGGCGAUACUUGUGUGGGCACGCACGCAUCUGUUGGCGGUGGGGCUUCUAGCGUUUCCUCCUGGUUCCUGCUGACGAGCAAACAUGACAGUGCUCGAUCCCUGGAACACGAAAUUAAAACGGUUUCCAAUCCAGAGGUAUCCUCCCGAUUGAACAGCACUUCGGUUCUGUGGAUUAGGAUGGUGGCAUUGUAGCAGCGUAGUGUGAGAUUCCCACGUUUCCAACAAGUGGAGGAGCAGAUGCCUCUGGCUGUGGCUACACACUCAGUUUUGGCUCUCAACCAAAAUUCCUUACGUUGGGACAUACGCCACUAUCGGUUCCUUAUAUGUAAAGUCUGAGAAGUUUUUUUUGUUGUUGUUUUUUAAAGUUUCCCCGUAGGUGUGGAAAUCUUACCUUAUUUACAGAUUUUAAACACACAAGUUUAAAUCCCAUGGUAGAAAAAUGCAUAGACUUAAGCCCAGUAUAAGAGACAUAAAAUGAUUACUAUGUAGAGUUGUAAGUAUAUGCACAGCACAGGGGUUAUAUUUUUAUAUAUAUUAAAAUAUUGUCUAUCCAGAGAGCAUUGUGAUGUGGAAAUUCUUUAUAAAUUUAUACAUAAAAGGAUGAAAUGGGAGAUGGAGUGGGAGACAGAGAGGGGGCAGGGGAAAGAUUCUUAAAGUUAACAAAUAGGAAGUAACCCCAAGCUAAGGAUUGCCUGAUUUCUUUCCAAGUAGAGGGAAAAAAGUUGCCAUUCUUGCCUUUGCAGACUCCAAACACCAUGCCACUAAUUCAAGCAGGAGGUCCUCUACAGGGUGUGGGUGAGAUCCUACAGUCAAUAUCUGGUUGAAUUUCAUACCAAAUACGUUCACCUUUUUAUACUGAGGGAGGUCUGCCUACAGCUUUGGGGAAAUCAAUGCAGAUGUUAGCUAAUCAUCUUAUUUUAUUAAUAACCGUUUAUAAAAUAAAUAAAAAAAAAUGAAAUUUGUAUCUUGCAGUAUUUAAAGAAAAAAAAGUGCUCAAGUCAGCUGAGUCAAGCUCUACGGUGACUCAAAUCUCUCAUUUUGACAGUGAGGUUCCAGCCUUUGUUAUGCAGUUGUUUUAUUUAUUCUUUAAAAAAAAUAAUAAGCACAACAAAAAAUAUAUACUAGUAUGUCAUUUAAAGUAUUUAUGUCAAGCAGGGUGCAAGUGUGAACCUAACGAUUGGAGCACAAGUUUCUAACUGCCUGGGGCAGAACUAAUUUUAGUGUUGGUGUGUGUCUGCCUCCAAAGGAGGUGCUACCUGUCAGCAAGACCUAAACACAUUCAACAUUUCCAAUUUAGCUUAUUUCUUCAUUUCUCACACUGGAACAAAACUGGCUAUUUCUGUGAAUAAUAUUAAAAACAGGGUUAUCUGUAAUGGUAUUGUAUAUAGUUUAUGUUUACUGUUAAGUUCUUGUUAUAUUAUAAUAAAUAUAUUUAUAGAUCUAGA
Oxyura jamaicensis (ruddy duck) is the source of this 8391-nucleotide messenger RNA. It is a transcript of the gene KLHL29, whose product is annotated as kelch like family member 29. Lineage: Eukaryota; Metazoa; Chordata; Aves; Anseriformes; Anatidae. Gene Ontology annotation, molecular function: protein binding. The record is from RefSeq and is a predicted model, not a curated record. The transcript has 16 exons. The coding region runs from base 3418 to 6240 and encodes 940 amino acids.